Messenger RNA from Centrocercus urophasianus (Greater sage-grouse), 1386 nucleotides. RefSeq names its product zinc finger CCCH domain-containing protein 11A-like. The record is from RefSeq and is a predicted model, not a curated record. Bases 601 to 1386 code for a protein of 261 amino acids. The transcript has 7 exons. NCBI's taxonomy places the organism in Eukaryota, Metazoa, Chordata, Aves, Galliformes, Phasianidae.
GGUUGGUGCUGGGUGGGUGCCGGGAGGUGUCUCAGCAGAAAGCGGGGCUGGGCAGGAGUUCCCAGCUCCAGCGGUGCCCCUCAGCACGGCUGUGUCCAGGGGAGAUGGGUUCUGGUUGAGAUUCCCUCCCACAAUUCGAUGAGGACAACGAAAUGUCAUUACUCCCUUGGAAAUCCACUGCUGGGCCCCUGCCUUCAUGUCAGACAUUAAAAAGGAAGGAGAGUGCAGGCUGCACAGUGCAACUUGUGCCUCGUGCCCCACGGAUGGCUGGGUGCAGAGCUACUGAGGAGAUGGAGAAGAGCACCUGCUGGCACCAGCCGUGGCAGUCAGACACGAGCUGGAGCUGGCACUAGGCAGCUCUUGCAGCCAGCUGAUUUCCAGACAUUGUCCUCCUCAAGGGACCAAAUCGCAUGGCAGAAGCUGGGAAAAUGCUUCUUCCUCAUGAUGUUUCGCUUGAUAAUUUCUGCAGGGCUCCUGUCCAAACGGAGUUUCAGAGAUCGAGGCAGUGUCAGGAAGAGUGGAGCCAGGUCUUUCCAGGAGCGAGGGAAGUUCCUGCAGAGAGAGUAAGCUCUCUCUUCAGCUUCCUCUGAGACAGCAGUCAUGUCUCAGCGAGGAGACAUGGAGUGUGUGACAAGAAAGAAGCAGCACGGCGCGGUUCCCCGCGUUUGGGAGCAGCAGCCAGCAGGCUGCCAGAGAUCCGGCAGCGCCUGGCAGCGUGCAGAGGGACGCGAUGGGGACGGGCCGUCCUCACUGCCACGCAAAAGGACGGAGCCUGCGCGUCUGUGGGAUGGUGCUGGGCCUGGGGGGAAACGUAAAGCCUCCGCAGAAGCUGAUGCCAGCAGCCUUCCUCUGAAGCGCAGCCAUGCGGAAAGGCAGGGGAGGAGCAGCGAGUGUGACAGGGCACCCAAGAGAGAGAUCGGUGCUGAGCCCAAUGGCGAUAUCUAUGUGAAAGUGGUGCAGCAGGUGCAUUCGGAGAGAGCUUGUCAACAGGCAGCAGCUCAAGCUCCUCUCCAGGCUGGAGGGCUUCCUAGAAGAGCAGGUCCCAGCACAGGGGGAAGAGCUUCCCCUGCCACAUGCCCCCGCUCCGUCUCCAAGGCCCAGGCUGGAUGCAAACGCAAGGCCUUGGAGGAAGGGACACCAGCAGCAGUGCAGCUGCCUGCCAACAAGAGAGCGAGGGCUGAGAGCGGAGACAGCGUGCUGGCUCCAGCAGCACGGCCUGGGCCUGCCGCAGCGCGGAGCUCCAGGCGCAGAGCAAGAAGACAGCGACGAAAGGAGAGGAGAGCAGAACUGAAGAAGGCUUCUCUGAGAGCAGCUGCUGCAUGUGCAGAGUCCUCCGCCAUGAACAGCCUUGUGGAGAUGAUGCAGAAGCUGCAGCUGCACGACUGA